Hyaloperonospora brassicae is the source of this 576-nucleotide messenger RNA. Lineage: Eukaryota; Oomycota; Peronosporomycetes; Peronosporales; Peronosporaceae. The record is from the annotation of a GenBank genome assembly.
AUGCGUCAUGUGCAGCUCCUGACGUUCGCAGCUGCGCUAUCGAUCGUCGAGUGUUUGCAGAGGAGUGCUGUGCAGUCGACGACGGGCAUCACGCCGUCUUCUGCAGCGCAGCCACACAUUAAGUACUACGUCCACGUGGUGCGCGACGGAGAGGGCUGCUCGUUCGCUGGCCCAACGGUCCCCAUGUGUGCAAACAAAGACGCUGUCUGCAGGAUGCCGCCCGGGCAAAACGCGUUUGCGAAGGACCCGUUGUGCUUACCGUACGACCCGAGCGAUAUGGAGAGCAAUCCGUUCGAGAUCGAAGACACGGCGGUCGCUCCGUGGGCCGCGUGCAACGCGGCAGCAGAGCUCCACCGAACCGUCGGGGACCCGCCCGUGUGCAAGCGAAACUUCCAGUGCCUGUGCCUGCACGGACCGGGCGAGAGGUGUGUCUGCGCUCCCGCUGACGCAGUGGGCGAUGUCGAUGGAGCUCUGACGUGCGAUAGUACGACGUCUGCUGCUUGCCGAGAGGAUACGUAUUGCCGCUAUUUGCACGCGGGAGGUAUGGGGUGUGGACAGAGGCCGUACUUUACGUGA